AGUCCAAACUAUGGAACCUGUAAGUCUUGGAACUGUCUACUUGAAUAGGAAAUAGUUCCUAGACUGCAUUAUAUUUGUAUGUCGUUAAUUCAUGUUUGAAUAAGCCUAGUGGUUAUUCUUGGUUGCAAAACCUAGGGUUUCUUUCUAUGGAAUCUUUCAAGUGGGCUUUGUGGGAAGACUACAGCUUCCCUGCGGCAUAGCAGGACCGGGCGACAUCCCCGUACUUUCAAUCUACCAUGCGUUUGCGUCACUGCUACGUGUAUGUGGAAAAUACGAAACCGCUGGAGAACGGAACACGAUGGAGGAAUGAAUCUGUUAAAGAGAAUGAUACACCAAGCCACACGCCCACCGCAAUGGCAGCAACCAGUACCUCACACCAACCCGUCCAGAAACCCACCUCAACCCAAGGUCACAUGCAAUCACCACCGCCAAACUCCUGCUGUCAGGUCUGCGGCGACAAGUCUUCUGGAUUCCACUAUGGCGUCUUAGCUUGCGAAGGAUGCAAGGGCUUCUUCAGGAGAAGCAGCAAGAGAGAGAAGGAGUAUACGUGUCGGCAUGGCAACGGUCACUGUACGAUAGGGAGGAUGAAUAGGAACAGAUGUCAGCAUUGUCGGUACAAGAAGUGCUUAGCAGUAGGAAUGUCCAGAGACGCAGUCAGGUACGGCAGGGUUCCCCAGAGGGGCAAGAAGAACGGACCGGUGGGGAGCUUAUCACCGGGCGGGGCGACGUCGAUGCGAAAAAAGAGCACGGACUCGGAGUACGGUCCAAGCGACACAGACGAUAUCCUCCAACCCUUUCCACCCAUGCCGGUGAACGGAUCGACCUUUGACCUCACGCCGCCCCAUUCGAUGCUACCGAUGGGAGGCGACUCCUCGCUGCACAUCAAGCAGGCUGAGAUGUACGAGCUGGUUAACACGAUAUCGUACGCUUUCCGAAUGACGUGUUUGUAUACGUCUUCUAGCGCACCGUUUCUCAGGGGUUUCACGUUCCCUCAGGAAAAUCGAAACUCGCACUUCCCUAGCGAGGACCUGGAUGCACGGGGAAGAAAUCAGUGGGUCCAGCUGUCCCAUAUUCUUGACCAAGCGGUCAGCGGUCAAGUAGAAUUUGCCAAAGCCAUUCCAGGGUUCAGGAAUCUGACCCAGGAUGAUCAGCUUCUCUUACUAAAAGCUAGUUUCUUUGAAAUGUGGGUUGUAAGGAUCGCCCCUCUCCUCAUGAUCCCCUCCGCCCCCCACACCAACAAUGGAAUGGGCCCGAUGAUGACAUCACUGACCAUGGACAUGCACCACUCCCCAUCCUCGGGGGUCAACGGCAUGGGUACGGGGUCGUUACUGUGGCAACAGCUCUUCCAUGUCUUGGGCGGGGACCUUUACCAUGCCAUGCAUCAGUUCGCUCAGGAGUUUAAUCAACUCGGUUUGCUGGAAACGGAGGUGGCGCUAUACGGGUCCUCCCUACUGGCAGCAAAUGAUAUUAUGGGAUUAAGCAACCCACAGGCAGUGGCGGAGCUGCAACACCAGCUUGUCGAAGCCCUCCAAGUCCAAGUAGACGGCAACCACCCGUCGGCAGCAGCCCCCCUCAUGGCCACACUCUACGGCAGGGUCCAGGAGCUCCGGCGGAUCGGUGGCAUGCACCGGGACUUUGUCCUGGGGUGCUCGCAACGCUGGCCGGACCUCUGCCCCGGGCUUCCGGCGCUGUACACGGAAAUGAUGGACAUAACUGUGAUGUGAUGGACUGAAGGACAGGAUGGCGGAGGAGCAGGGAGUGGAAAGGCGAUUGAUUCUGAGGUGGCUGAUAGCUGCUCUGGUGAUAGUAAAGAUGAUUAGUUUAGGAUGGCAUUGAACGAAGAACCAGUCGGAUGGAGGAAGAACUGAUGCUACGAGAUAUUGAUGGCAGGAAGAAUGAUAGAAAAAAUGAAUGGAUAAAAGGAAAAAAACACUUUGUGGAUAGAUGAAGGGAAGGAGGAAUCGAUAUAAUGAGAAGAUUUCUAUGUGUUGACGUUGGAAUGUUUGUUGGUUGUGCGUGUACUCAUGGCUGCAUGGUAUCCUAUGGAAAAAAAGUAUAGAAAAUUUUAUGAAUUAUAAUUGCUGGCAGAAAAAGAAAAUCAACUUCUUUAGGAUAUCAAAUAAGUGCACCUUAUGUAACCCAAAGACAGUUGAUUUUAGAAUAGAGAGAAUUUGGUGUAAAGCAUUAUGCAACGUAAUUGACCUUAAGAUUGUAAGGUCAUAGGUCAUGACCCUUAGGAGGAUAAGGUCAUGACCUUAGUGUUUAACACAGAUGACCAGGAAGGGUAUGAUCUUCUGAUAAAGAGGUUAUACACAAUGUUGAGGUCAUGACCUUGUGAUUGAUUAGGACCCAUGGGUAUAUGAAAUUAUGAUAGAUAUGAUUUAUAUUCAGGGUUUUAAGGGUUCUGAUAAGCGUGCAGCUGUUAAAUGAUUUAAAAGAAGAAAUAAAGAUGAGUGACAUUUAAGGUUUUCAUUGCUGGGUGAAAUUCAAAAGUCAAAAUGUUAGAUAAUUGUAGAUGGUUAUGGUAGCGAAGAGGAGGGAAAAAAAGAAAAGUAAAAGGCAAGGAACUUGUUAUCAGUGGAAAUUGAAUCAGACUGUCGCCUAUCUAUAUUGAAGUUGUGUGUUAGUCCGAGAAGUGUAAACCAGUAUUUCUUUUUUCCGUGGAGUGGAAAUUUGUUUCCUUUUUAUGAUCAGUGUAUUUGCGUGACAACUCGAAAAACAUGUAUACUGCCGUGGAUUUAUCUGUAAGAUAACGGCAUUGGCAGCAAGUUAUUCAACAUGUGUGUGAUUUUUUCAAAAAAUACAAGAAGAUAUACAGUUCAGGGGCAUUUUAUUACAAAGCAAGCGCUUUUUUCAUAUUUUCUUCUUUUUUUUGCUUUUAGCAUGAACUUUGUAAU
Messenger RNA from Lytechinus pictus (painted urchin), 2897 nucleotides. RefSeq names its product ecdysone-induced protein 78C-like. NCBI's taxonomy places the organism in Eukaryota, Metazoa, Echinodermata, Echinoidea, Temnopleuroida, Toxopneustidae. The transcript has 8 exons. Gene Ontology annotation, molecular function: zinc ion binding; sequence-specific DNA binding; DNA-binding transcription factor activity. The coding region runs from base 237 to 1724 and encodes 495 amino acids. Gene Ontology annotation, biological process: regulation of DNA-templated transcription. The record is from RefSeq and is a predicted model, not a curated record.